AUGGCUACACCGUUUGAUAUCAGGGAAGACUCUUCUGACUCGAUGGAAGAGCCUACUCACAGAAUGAACGCGGUAGCGGAAGAUCCAAGCGAAGACGAAGAAGAUGAAGAUGAGGAGGAGGAAGAAGACGAAGAAGAAGAAGACGACGAGGAAGAAGGAGAAAAGGAGGAGGAAGAAGAAGAAGAAGAAGAAGAAGAAGAGGAAGAAACCGACUGGCCGAAAGUGUGGAAAUCGUUCCUUAGAAUUAUAUUCCCACCGAGGGAAAGUUUCCUGAUCCUCGGAUCCACUCACCAAGACGGAGACUUCUCCUAUGAGGUCAUCACAGUCAGUCAUGGCUUUGAGAACCCGUUCUUUACUCUGGUCACCGGCUCACUCAUAUAUUUGAUGCGUUCCUGGGAUGAUCUUGACCCUGAUCUCCCUGAAGGGUUUCGCUCGUAUGGCGCUGUGGUACAGGCCGACCACAUUCGGUUCUACCAGCACAUGAUGGAUUGGACCGACGACAAGGAGAACUUGCAUCCCGGAGAGAUGAUUGAAGGGGGCACACCUGGCAGUGCAAACUCAUGGCAGUACUUCACUCUCAGAGGAGACAACCUUGGGGGCCAGAACUUCUAUCAUCUCUUCUUGGACGGAACCCCAUCGCGAUAUUGGACAAUUGCUGCUCGGUUCUUUACCGAGAUCAAGUAUCAGGCCACAGGCUUAGGGGUUGUCGGUAGACCCCUUUGUGCACCGCGUUCUUAG
Molecule: messenger RNA, 738 nt
Organism: Aspergillus heteromorphus CBS 117.55
Lineage: Eukaryota; Fungi; Ascomycota; Eurotiomycetes; Eurotiales; Aspergillaceae
Exons: 1
Coding region: 1-738 (245 amino acids)
Source: RefSeq, a predicted model, not a curated record